Messenger RNA from Closterium sp. Naga37s-1, 4581 nucleotides. The record is from the annotation of a GenBank genome assembly. NCBI's taxonomy places the organism in Eukaryota, Viridiplantae, Streptophyta, Zygnematophyceae, Desmidiales, Closteriaceae.
AUGGCUGGCACAUGCUCGUUGCACUCUCACGCCAUGUCCGCCCCUCCCUUUCGCCCCCCCCCCCCCUCUCCCCUAACCCCCCUCUCCUCCUCCCGCAUGCAUACAUUGACCCAGACACACCACCCUCUGACCGGCGCCGUGGUGGGUCGAGUGUUUGACUCCUCACACUCCCCGCGGAGGCUGGUGUAUGCGGGAUGCAGGAAGGCGGGAGCCGAGGCAUGCGGCGGCAGCAGCAGCAGCAGCAAUGGCACGGCGGCGGGUGAUGCGUUUCUUAUGGAGAGCUGCCCGCUGGACCUCGGGAACUCCGCUUGUGCUUUUGAGCUGGAGUGCGCCUACGACUCUCCCCCAGUGUCCUUCCUCUGGCCGUCUCUCUGGGCGCUCUUUGUGCUCGUGGUCUACUCAUUGCUGGCGCUGGCCGUGUGGGCCAUCUGCUGCCACCUCGUGCGUCUGGAGCGAGACUACCAGCGCAUGCAGCGACUCAAAGACAGGAUGAAGGCUGCGAAGCUGGUGGCAGAGCAUGCCGCCAAGGCCAAGAGCAACUUCCUUGCCGUGAUUAGCCAUGAACUACGCACGCCGCUCAAUGCAGUGAUAGGCAUGAUGAAUCUGCUGGUGGACACGCCGCUGGACGCCACCCAGCUGGAUUAUGCCGAGACGGCUCGCACGAGCGGGCGGGCGCUAGUCUCUCUCAUCAACGACAUCCUUGACCUCUCAAAGAUCGAGGCCAAUCGCAUGGUGCUGGAAAAGGCACCCCUCGAUAUUCGCAGGGAUGUGGAUGAGGUGUUGACCAUGUUUGUGGAGCGAUUCAGAGAGAAGCCGCAAGUGGAGGUGGCAGCUUACGUUGAUCCCUCUGUUCCGCAGCUCGUACUGGGGGACUCUCUCAGGCUCCGACAGGUGCUGAUCAACGUGCUGUCGAACGCAUGCAAGUUCACUGAACGAGGACACAUCCUCAAUUCCAUCCCCCCACCCCGCUGCCACCCCACCAGUAGGGUUGGCACGAGGGGCAGCGGAACGGAUGGGGGGAAGAGGGAGCUGAGCCGAAGGGGGACUGGGAGUCUUUUGGAGAUUAAGAGACUGGGGGACGAACGCAAAAGGAGCCCUUCCAUGCGUGCUGCUGCUGCUGCUGGUGGUAGUGAUGGUGGUGCUGGUGGUGCUGCUGGUGGUGGCGGUGGUGGUGGUUCUGUGGCACCACCAGCAGCAGGAGCAGGAGGAGCAGCAGCAGGAGCAGCAGGAGGAGGAGGACGAACAGCAGCAGGAGGCAUGUACCCAUCGCUGGCAGCAAGCACAACACUGAGUGGGCUGGAAGCGGUGGACUCAUGCAACAGUUGGGCCACCAUCUGUGCCCUGCGCGCCCAGGCCAAAGCCGCCACCGCCCACCAGCGCGCGCGCCUCGCUCCCUCCGCUGCUGCUGCUGUUCCCUCCGCUGCUGCUGCUGUUCCCUCCGCUGCUGCUGCUGUUCCCUCCGCUGCUGCUGCUGCUGGUGCUGCCGGUACUGCCUCCGCUGUUGCUGGUGCUGCUGCCCGUGCUGCCCCUGCCGGUGCCGGUGCUACUGCCGGCCCUGGUGCCGCCGCUGGUAACCGCACCGCCGCCGUGGUAACCGUCCUGCAGAAGUCCGUGCGUCUAGUCAUUUCAGUAGAGGACACAGGCGUGGGCAUACCCUACGGGGUGCAGCGGCACAUCUUCAAACCCUUCAUUCAAGCAGACGCCUCAAAUACGCGCACGCACGGCGGCACGGGAAUUGGUCUCGCCAUCUCCCGCCAGCUCGUGAAGCUCAUGGGCGGCCAGCUGACCUUCUCCAGCCGCCCGGGGGUCGGCACAACGUUUUAUUUCGAUAUUGUGGUGCCGUGCGCGAGUGCGGCGGAGGAGGCGGAUGCGAAUGCAGCGGUUACCACCCCGAAUGGUCGUGAUGGGAUGGGCGCGUUUUCGGGCUAUUGGGGUGCGGCUGGUGCUGCAGGUGCUGCUGGUGUGGGUGGUGGUGGUGCGGGUGGGUAUGGGGGGGCGGGUGGCAGUAUGGGGGUUGAGGGAAGUAGUAGAAGGGGGGGAGGGGCGUCUGCUGUGGAGCUUCAGAUGGGGUUCGACCGGAAUGCGUCAGCCAAGGAUUUGCAAGCGUUGGCUGAUCUGGCCAGGGAGUCGGGCAAUGGGGCGGACUGGCACAGGCAGCUGAGACCCGGGUGCCGUGACGGGCAGUUUCGAAAUGUUUCGGCGCGCGUUUUGGACGGGAAUGCGUGGGACGCGGCGAUUCUGGUGACACAGGAAAGGGUGGAGGAGGGGGAGGCGAGGAGGAGGGGCUUUGAUGCGGUGCUGGUGAAACCCGUUAGUGCCUCUAUCCGCUCCCUCUCCGGCCUUCCGAGGGCCGGCAACGGUGCAGCGGCGGGUCUGCACAUGCCUGGCUCGGCCAUGCCUGGCUCGGCCAUGCCUGGCUCGGCCAUUCCUGGCUCGGCCAGUGUUGGGGAAGAGGAGGAGAGUGAGAUUGUGCCUUUCAGUGGCUGCAUGGGCCUCGUGCGAGGGAACUCGGUGCAGGUGCAUCCAACAGGCGUGGACCUCGCACGGGGUGACUCGGCACGUGCUGACUCAGCACGGGUAGGCUCCACCAGAGCUGACUCAGCCGGAGCUGACUCAGCACAAGGUGCCUCAGCAUGGUUUGACUCGGCACGCUCUUACUCAGCACCAUCAGGGGCGGUCAGCUCAGUGGCAGUGGCAGCAGCAGUGGCGGUGGCGACAGCGGGAAGAGAUACAGCUGUGGCUGCAGCCACUGCUGUUGGUGGUAGUGGUGGUGGUGCAGCUUAUGCUACCGCUGCUGCUUCUCCUCCUGCUACUGCUGCUGCUGCUGCUCCUGCUGCUGCUGCUGCUCCUGCUCCUGCUGCUGCUGCUGCCGCUGUUUCUGCUGCGCCUGCUGCUGUUGCUCCUGCUGCUGGCUCAUUGCGGAGAGCCAAGAGCGGGCUGCCAGGCAUGGGCACAGUGGACAGAGAGGAAGCAGAGACAGGCGGAGCGGUGCGGCCGAUAGGCCGAGACAGCCGAACCACGUCUGCUUCCCGUGCUGCUCUUGCUGCUGCUGUGGGAGGAGCGGGAGCAGGAGGGGGAGCAGCGAGCAAGCAGCAGCAGCAGCAGCAGAAGCCCAAGUCAGCGAGUUUCCAGAUGCUGCAAGAGGCGCUCCAGGGCAUGUCACUGCUCGUGGUGGAUGACAAUCUAGUGAACCGCAAGGUGAUAGGGCGCAUGCUGCAGCGGUAUGGCGUGGGGGUGGAGAUGGUCGAUGGCGGCCGGAAGGCCAUUGAAAGGCUCGUCUCGGGCGGGUGGGACAUCGACUGCAUUCUCAUGGAUGUGCAGAUGCCAGAGAUGGACGGGUGUGAAGCAGCGGCUGCCAUCCGGAAGCUUGAAGGGGAGAGGCGGACGGAGAGAGAGGAGAGGGCACUGAGGGCGGAGAGGGCGGAACGGGCAGAAAGGGAGGAGAGAGCGGAGGGGGCGGAGAGUGAUGGGGCGGAGAGGGAGGGAGUUCAGAGGGUGCAACUGAGGGCCGGCCUUCCCGUUUCAGCACGAGACACAUCAGCAGCAGCACCAAAGACGGGAUUACCAGGAUCAUUAGCAGCAGCGUCAGCCGCAUCAGCAGCAGCGUCAGCCGCAUCAGCAGCAGCAUCAGCAGCGGUGGCAGCAGCUGAAAGCACCGGAGGAGUGCUACCUAAGCCACCGACCCCUGCCAGGUCUCCAACCGCUCUGCACCCCCCGAAAUCGCCGAUGCACGCCCCAACACACACUCGCUCGCCCUCGUUCCAAGGCCGCACCUCCGCCUCCCCGCUGCAGCUUCUCAGAAGCAACCGACACCGGCGGCAUGUGAGCAGCGGGGAUUUGGACGGCCUAGGGGCGGGGUUCUGUCCACCCUCGCAGGCUGGUGGGCAAGCUGUGGCAGGGCAUAGGCACACCCCAUCUCCUAAGGAUGGGCACUUUGCGGUGAAGCACAACCCGACCGCACAGGCUCGGCAAACUACAGCAGCGAAUAGCAAUCUAGACCUCAAGGCCGAGCCAUCAGCAGCAGCACACAGCCUGUCACAAGGCAGUGUAGCACGGCCUAAAGCAGUGGCUGUUAGUGCUAGCGAGGGGACCCAGGGGGAGGUGAGACCUGUGGUGGGUACUCCCAAGGGAGGAGUGUUUUCUAAGUGGGUAGAGUUGACUAGUCCCACGUGGGGUAGGCAGCAGGUUUUGGAGCAGCAGCCGCUGUUGGAAGAGGGGGGGAAGAAGGGAGGAGAGGGAGGGGUGAUGAAGAAGGGAAGUCAGAUUCAGCAGGCGAACGAGCAACACCAGCAAAGGCAGGGUCUGCAGGAGAGGCAGGUACAGAAGCAGCAGCAGCAGCAGCAGCAUCAGCAGCAGAGGCGAGUUCGAGAUAUGGAUAGGGUGUUGAUAUUUGCGUUGACUGCGGAUAUUGGUGCGGGGACAAGGGAGCGGUGUGCGCAGGUGGGCAUGGAUGGGUACAUGACCAAGCCUGUGGAGGAGGAGCAGCUGUUCUUUGUGCGUGCGCGUCAUCCACCCCCAGGAGUGCGGGAUGCUGGAAUUUGGAUUGCUCUGUGUGUGUGUGAGUGGAUCGGGCUGCUUUAG